This is a messenger RNA of Coffea arabica (coffee), 594 nucleotides long. The record is from RefSeq and is a predicted model, not a curated record. Lineage: Eukaryota; Viridiplantae; Streptophyta; Magnoliopsida; Gentianales; Rubiaceae.
AUGGCUGACGGAGGAACAGGGGAACAGGGAAGGGGGGAGGCGGGAAACGGGAAAUGGGAAGGGGAACAUGGGAGGAGGAAACGGGAGGAGGGUGGCGAGACAGAGGGGGUGGCAUGUAGAGAGGAGGUGGCAGGGGGAGGGGGUGGCGGGGCUGCAGGGGAAGGAGCACAGGGGAAGGGGAAGAGGCAGGGCAGAGGGGCUAGCGGGGACAGGGCUGGCGGGGAGAGGGGGGUGGCGAGGAAAGACUUGGGAGUGGAUCUUGGUGGUGGUAUAGGAGUUGGAGUCGGAGCAGGAAUAGGGUUGGGCAUAGGAGGAGGUAGUGGUGCGGGUUCCGGGGCUGGUUCGGGAUCUGGUUCUGGUUCAGGUUCCCAUUCUAGCUCGAGCUCAUCAUCAAGUUCAUCAGCUUCUUCUUCAGGGUCGGGGUCUGGAUCAAGUGCAGGAUCAGAGGCGGGUUCAUAUGCAGGAUCUAGAGCUGGGUCCGGGUCUGGAUCAAGUGCAGGCUCCGAGGCUGGUUCAUACGCAGGAUCUAGAGCUGGAUCUGCAUCGGGGCAAGGACGUGGUCGUGGUUCAGGAUCUGGUGCUGGGCAUAAUUAA